AUGUCACUUCUCUUUCGACGCAGUAUCUCUUCAAUGGCUUCGCUCAAAAAAGCUUCCAAGGUCGUGUGCAUUGGCCGGAAUUAUGCCGACCAUAUUACAGAAUUGAGCAGCGCAAGGCCAAAGCAGCCGUUUUUCUUUUUGAAGCCCGCAUCUUCGAUCUUGGCUCCUGGUGAGGGUCCGGUGAUAAGACCAAAAGGUGUGGAUUUACAUUAUGAGGUCGAAUUGGCUUUGAUCAUUGGCAAGCAAGUCAAGGACUUGGAAGCAGAUGAUGAGAAGGGCGCUAUGGACGCGAUUGAGAGUUAUGCGAUGAGUAUCGACAUGACAGCUCGCAAUGCCCAGAACGAAGCAAAGAAGAAGGGCCUCCCAUGGUCCAUUUCCAAAGGAUUCGAUACCUUCCUCCCAGUCAGCCAGAUUAUUCCCAAAUCUGCGAUCCCAGAUCCUCAUAAUGUCGAGAUAUAUCUCACAGUCAACGACAAAAUCAGACAAAAUGACUCGACAAACUUGAUGCUGUUCCAGAUCCCGCGAAUGCUUAGUGAUAUCUCGAAGGUCAUGACUUUGGAGAAGGGAGAUAUUGUGAUAACUGGAACGCCCAAGGGAGUGGGCUCAGUUGUACCAGGUGAUAUAAUGAGAGCUGGCAUAAAGGUUGGAGGGAAGGAUAUUCAGGAGGGGAAGAUUGAAGUGGGAGUCGAGGAGUCCACAAGCACAUAUCAGUUCGCAGAGACAUAG
Molecule: messenger RNA, 726 nt
Organism: Hyaloscypha bicolor E
Lineage: Eukaryota; Fungi; Ascomycota; Leotiomycetes; Helotiales; Hyaloscyphaceae
Exons: 3
Coding region: 1-726 (241 amino acids)
Cellular component (GO): mitochondrion
Molecular function (GO): acetylpyruvate hydrolase activity
Source: RefSeq, a predicted model, not a curated record